ACACUCGCGGGCAUGUUCGACGGGGACGUUCGGGACGCUCGUCAAGCGGAUACGUCGCGUCGUCGCGACGAUGUGUACAACGAGUGACGUCUCGACGUCCCGCAUCCGCGGGGAUACGUUACUCGUGGGAUGUGACGCGACGCGUCCUUGAACGUGAGGUACGGCACGCUUCUGGGAGAACGGGAGCGGCGCGAGGGAUUAAUUUCGGAUCCCUCGGGGAAUACUCUGCUCUGGAUAUUAUCGAACUUCUACGAACUGUGGUUGUGAAACGUGCGUUGUCUUCUCAGUGAAAUUGCCGCGGAUGAUAAAUUAAAUAAUUACACAAGAACACCGGCCAGCAGCAGCAGCAGGUGAUUACGCGAGCGCCGAUCGAAUCCUCGUGCUCCGCGCGGGCGAUGUACCUUUCGCUUUCGACGGCGAUUCGUUCGCAACACAUGAACGUUUAAUCAGCCGUUCGCGGCAAUUACUUCGUUAGCUCGGACAUUUAUCGGCCGUAAACGAGAACGGCGAAUAACGCAAGAGCGAUCGCGGGAGAGUGUAUGAGCAGCCGAGUGGAACGUUGAACGCAUCGUCGAGGCACCCCGCGCACCUCCUCGGGGAGAUUGUCAUAAGUUUUACUACACCAUUCCGCGGAACGCGAAUAACAUCGCGCGCGCGCGCGUUACGAUGUAACGCCGUGUAGAAGCCGUCAUGCCGGGCGACCGCUCGCGUUUCCACUCGGGACAUUGCACCGGCCGCGAGCACGUGUGUCGACGCUGAUGGUGGCGACCAGGAUGAUAUGGGAGCCGGCAAAAUGAAUAGAGAGAUUCCCAGCAGCACCCUCGCGACCUUGAGGGGGAUCCUGGUGAGCUCGUUGUCGAGGGAGAACCUCGGCCCGCACGAUUUCCCCGUUCACGAGCACACGAGGCAUCGACCGCCCAGAAAAGUGCACUUUCACGAAGCUGGAGCCGCUCCUGAGGAAACUAACCAAAGGUCCAGUUCUGCACACAAUCGCCACUCUCUCACGAAGGAACAAACGAUGCACUGGUUCGCCCAGAUUGGUGGUGACGACUCGCUCACUUUGACAGAUGUGAAGCGCCCGCGAAGUCUCUACGACGAGGACUCCCUCGACGGCGAUCGUCCUUACGAGAAUGAAGGACGGGAGUCGACGGGAAGCUCGAAGGAGUUGGACAGGGCGAAGCUCGUCCGCGAGAGGCAGAACGAGGAGCGGCAGCGGAAGUUGGAGGAGCUCAGGCAGCAGGCUCUCGCCGCGCAACGCUUCCGCGAACAGCGUGAGGAGGAGCGACGAAGACGCAUCGAUGAGCUCAGAUCGCGUGAUAACGACAGACGAAAUCAAGUCGAAGAGAGAAAACGGCUGAUAUGCGAGGCGGAGCGGGAGAGACGGGAGGCUAUCCUCCGCAAAAAUCAGGAAAGAGAGGCGCGCAUCGAGGCGAAGAGGAGGAACGAGAGGUCGCACAUCGUUUUCGCGUUUGGCAGCUCCACGCCGCGGAUGCUGGAGCCCGCCGACACCGGCGGCGCUACCUUCUGGGGCACCCGCAGGGCCACCUCCACGACCAAUGUCAUGAUGUUCUCUGCCGCGCAGCCCCUCACCAGGAGGUCCUCCGAGAGGGAGCUGGACGGCAGCAAGAAACGGGCCACUUCCGCUGGCGGACUCGAUCGGAAACCGGGCGAAGACAUGAGAAUGUCCUCGUCCAUGUACGAGGUGUUCAAUUGGAAUUCUAGCCCCGAUCCCCCCUUAACUCCUGCCAAGUCUAAGAGAGCCAGCCUCUCUCUGCCCCCCACAACCGACAUCUUUGCCAUCGAUGAUAAGUCCGAUAGCGACACUAGGCGUCCCAUGAUUCAGCGGGUUGCCAGUGGUGACGACAGCGACGGCGGUGGCACGCCCAGCACCCCGACCUCGGUUUACCUGCGUGUGAACAGGAGACGCACCGACCUCAUGCCGACGAUACCGUCCCCGCGCGACGGCCCGCCGUCGACGGCACGCAGCUCCAGCGCCAAGGCCUUCACACGCUCGCCAGGUAGGACUUACUCCAUGUCCAGGCUGGACCAGCUGGCGCAGCCUAGGAAACGCGCGGUGACCGAGCAGCAACUCGGCACGCUGACGGAGCAACGGCAGAGCCAGCCUCUGCAGAGCGCUUCUAGCAUGAGUCGCAGCAUGUCGCACUUGGCCGCGCCCGGCGGAGCGGCGGGCAAGAGCCUAAAGCGCUCCGAUAACUCGCGCAGCAUGGGCACGCUACCGGGCGCGGCGCCUAUGCCCAGACCCACCCGCGCCGAAAGACUGCGCCGUAAGGCCCGCGAGCACCAGCAGGCCCAUCAGCAGCAAGGUAUCCGCAGCGGCGAAGUGACGCCCAACAGCCCGUCCCGACCGCACAGCUCCAUGAGCCAGCAGAGUGCCAGCAGCGUGGGCAGCAGUAACGUCAAUCUGCGUACCCGCACGGCCGCGUCGCGCCGACCGCGGCCCGCUUCUAUUGCCGGUACCGGUGUCUCGGUCACAGAGAAACACAAUCUGGUGGGUGACGCGAAAUUAACGAAGGAUUCAAAGCCACCACUGCCAAAGGUCCAUAGCACUCCAAAGAAACCUUCUACACCCAAAGCCGCGGAAGUGAGGAAGCCGACGGACAAGUUAAUCAGGAACGCCAAGUCAUCGCCGCGAAUAACUCCGAAAGCGACACCCCUGCAGAGUCCCGGAGUCGAGCACGCACCAAUCAUUCGCGAAACUAACGUGCAGGAGAUCAUAAAGCAGGAUGAGGGUAAAGAGACGCAGAAUGUGAAAUCGGAGGAGAAAAACGAGGAGAAGAAGGAUCAGGGUAGCGAAAAGACGCAGCGGGAAGCGAACGUUGUCGAAUCCGUAACCAACGAUACGAAGAUAGCGACGGAGCCUGUGUCGGCCAGCAAGCAAGUCAAAGAGGAGACUAAUUUAAUACAAGAGAAUCUAUCGGGUGCUAUUGCGGAAGAAUCGCCGAAAGUCGCUAAGAAGGAAGAGAUCAAGCAGGAGAAGAAAUCGCCGGAGACGACUGAAAUCAAGCUCGAAGGUGAUCCGGACGAGCAAAUUGACAUGUCAGCUUCGAUGAUCGCGAAAAUCAGAAUCACCACCGAAGAGGAAGCGAAAGCCGCUCUGGCUGAGCGUAGGAGAUUAGCUCGAGAACAAGCGGAACGGGAAGCGGAAUUGGAGCGCCAGCGACAGGAGGAAGAAGCGCGUCUGGAGGCUGAAAGAUUGCGCGCGGAGGAGGAAGAGCAACGUCGUCUCGAGGAGGAAACUAUACGCUUAGCUAACGAAGCUCGAGAGGCCGAGGAACAACGGCUGCAGUUGGCGAUCGAAGAAGCUAAACGUCGCGAGGAGGAGGACAGAAGAAAAAGAGAGGAAGAAGCUCGACAAAAACAAGAGAAAGAGGAAGCGGAGCGCAAAGCGAGAGAAGAGGCGGAAAAACAACGAAUCGAAAUGGCUGAGAGGCUUAAGAAGGAAGAGGAGGAGCGCAACGCCAGACGCAAACGAGUCGAGGCGAUUAUGCUUAGGACUAGAGGCAAAAAUCAAACCAAUACGUCUAAGGGAGAAGGCGGCGAUGGCGACAAGCUAAAAGAAGACAGCCCUACCGACGAGAACAAACCGAUGCCGGACGGCAAAGGUGACGACGUCAUGACAGCCAGUCUAAUAUCCGAGGCGACUCAGCAAUUUAUCAGCGGCGAGCAGCUGGCGCAUCACACGGAAAACAGCGUACCUGCACCGGACAUAGUGCACAACGGCACGACGCACAGCAACGGCAUUAACGAAAGUAAAAUUGUAUUGGAUAAUAAUCAGGGUAACGUUGAAGGAGAGUUGAACGGUCAUCAUACGAAUCACGGGAACGGUAUCAACAGUCAGUCGAUUACGCUGGACAAUGCCACUGUCAAGCAAAACAACGUGACCAACAACCUGUUAGACCUGUCGGACUUCGACACUCUGAGUAAUAACAGUAGCGGCUACGAUACCGGACCGAUACUCGAACUGACGCCCAAUCUGGCGAACGAGGACACCCUCAACUCCAAUCUGAAUCCGACGGCGAUGCCGUUUACCCCGAUGGGGUUCGUGCCCGCCGCCGCUAACGCCAAUGUCAAUCCGUUCCAGGAUAAUUUCAUCAACAAGCCGCAGGAUAACAAUCAAGUACCAGAUCUACUAUCAUAAGGUGUCUCUUAAACGUUCCCGGGCGAAACGAGAAAGAGCAGUUGGGCAACCGCUAACCGAAUUGCUCGUGGCGAGCAAUAGCUACAUUCGGAACGAGACGUUGUUGUUUAUGAUAAUGUAAAUAACCGCCGUCGCGCGACGUAUCAUGUGUAAAGGGGAUAUAUAUAUCUCUCGGUGAAGCGAGAACGUGGGCGCAAAAGACUAUCCCCGGGGCGCCCCCCACAAUCAAUGCCGUGCUCUGAGCGUCGUCACCGGGAAGGAGAAAGUGUAAAAUAAUAUAAUGUUAAUUAAUUAUUAUUGCGCAACAGCAAGUAUGGACACUCAAGUCUGUGUGUCGUAGUACGCUAUUAGGCAAAUGUAACUUUCUAAAGGAAGGGGGUUUGAGGCCUGUUUGUAACACACAUCAUUUUUUUUCGGAUGUUCAUAUUUUACGAAUAACGAAUCGACGUGAAAUUAUUUUCUCUCUCACGUACACACGCAAACACACACACAUACAUAUAUAUAUAAACACACAUACACGAGUUCGCUCUUACCACACAUACAUGCGUGUAUAGAUUACAAAUAAGAUUUUUGAGGCGUUAAUCGAUAGAGGUGAGAGAAUUGGAAAUUGCGCGAGAGUGAAAAAAAAUCGAUGACGAAUAAACGUAACACAGGAUGCGAAAGAAGAAGAGAGAUUAAAAGUGGAAGUCGGAUCAAACGCUGAGAGAACGUAUCUGCCAAAACGACGGAUUUCGAGAGAGAGAAAGAGAAAGAAUGUCCCUAACAUAUAAGAGAUAACGUAGCGUGGUACUAUCUUAUAACAAUUUCACGAGCGAAUUCUAAGCGCGUUAUCGCGUACAACGCGUGAGAGACAUUCUGCGGAUACGGAGAUGGGGAAAAGUAGCACGGGAGUAGAGAAAAUGAAAACACACUUUUCUUCCAUUACCAGAUUUUCGGGGCGUGCGCUCACUAGUCAAGCAAUCUUACUGUUUUUUUUUCUUUUUUCUUCCUUUCAUCGUAUUUCGUUUAGAUGGCCUACUUAACAUUGGUAUAUUACUCUAGAUAUUCGCUAGACUUCACUAUCGUUAUGUUUUUCUCUUUUUCGCGGAUCGUGCAUGAAUUUCUCUAGCUGUGAUGAUGAUGACGAUGA
Messenger RNA from Wasmannia auropunctata (little fire ant), 5288 nucleotides. RefSeq names its product ensconsin. The record is from RefSeq and is a predicted model, not a curated record. Lineage: Eukaryota; Metazoa; Arthropoda; Insecta; Hymenoptera; Formicidae. The transcript is spliced from 18 exons. The coding region runs from base 779 to 4159 and encodes 1126 amino acids. Gene Ontology annotation, cellular component: microtubule cytoskeleton. Gene Ontology annotation, biological process: microtubule cytoskeleton organization.